AUGAAUCUACCUGAGAAAUUACUAGAGCUCCUGGCCUCUGAAUCGCCGCUCGACUCAUUACAGCUUGCAGAAUCGUUAAAACUUGACCACCAGGUUGUUGUUGGUGCCAUUAAAAGUCUAGAGCAGUCUGAUGGCUUAGUGAAAGCUGAACCUGUUGUACAAACGCACUUUACGCUUACAGAUGAGGGAAAGUACGUACUUGAGCAUGGCAGUCACGAGUUUGUUGUUUAUGCUGCAGUACCUGAUGAGGGUAUCCCUAUGCCUGAGUUGAUGAAAGUGUCGAAAUAUGCAAAGGUUGGGGUAAGCAAGGCGCUGGCCGCUAAGUGGAUUUCUGUAUCAAAGAACGAUGCGAAUGUUCAACUUGUCAAAAAAUUGGGUCAGCCAUCUGGCGACGAUAUCCAAGCGUGCCUUGCAAAACUUCAGGACUGUAGUAUAAGCGAAAAGAAUGACCUCAAAAAACGCAAACUUGUUGUAGAAAAAAAACUCACGGCGUAUACCCUGGAACGUGGGCCGCACUUCACAACGCACCGUGCCAAAGAAGAAACUGAUUUGACAGCGGAUAUGAUUUCAACUGGUUCAUGGCAAGAGUACAAGUUCAAAAAGUACAACUUCAAAGCUCUUGGCGCCCCACCAGAAGGAGGCCACUUGCAUCCGUUGCUGCGUGUUCGUUCCGAGUUCCGUCGGAUAUUGAUGGAUAUGGGUUUUUCAGAAAUGCCGACUAAUAACUACGUUGAGUGUAGCUUCUGGAACUUUGAUAGUCUCUUCCAACCGCAGCAACAUCCCGCUCGUGACGCUCAUGACACCUUCUUUUUAUCGGACCCUGCUACAACCGAUCUAAGGGCUCAUUAUCCCAUUGAGUACAUCGAAAAGGUAAAGACGACGCAUGAAACUGGUGGAUUCGGUUCGGCGGGCUACGGCUAUAAAUGGCAACUUUCAGAGGCCUCUAAAAACGUCCUACGUACUCACACCACUGCUGUCAGUGCCCGCAUGCUCUACAAACUCGCUCAGCAGGAAAAAUUCACGCCCCAACGGUACUUCAGUAUUGAUCGUGUGUUUCGAAACGAAACACUUGAUGCAACCCACCUGGCUGAGUUUCAUCAGGUAGAAGGUGUCGUGGCAGACUAUGGGCUGUGUUUGGGUAAUCUCAAGGCCGUCAUCCGUGCUUUCUUUAAUCGCCUCGGUCUCACACAACUGCGUUUCAAGCCUGCUUAUAAUCCCUACACCGAGCCCAGUAUGGAAAUCUUCAGCUUCCAUCCUGGUUUAGGCAAGUGGGUUGAAGUUGGCAACUCAGGUAUCUUUCGUCCGGAAAUGCUCCGCCCAAUGGGUCUUCCAGGGGGGGUCCGUGUCAUCGCUUGGGGUCUCUCUCUCGAACGGCCGACAAUGAUCCGAUACGGCUACACAAACAUUCGUGACCUCAUGGGCCCCAAGAUUGAUCUCCGCAUGGUCUACGACAGCCCACUGUGUCGGCUCGACAAAUUUUAA
Messenger RNA from Mesocestoides corti, 1482 nucleotides. The record is from the annotation of a GenBank genome assembly. NCBI's taxonomy places the organism in Eukaryota, Metazoa, Platyhelminthes, Cestoda, Cyclophyllidea, Mesocestoididae.